CCUCCCGGAGUAGAGAGAAGGGCGCGACGUUUCCGGGAGCCCGGCGGCCGCGGGCACCUCUCAGGGAGUUUCAGACGUCAGCCCGGAGGCCCCUUCCCCGCGAGCCCAGAUGCCCGUCCAGCCUCCGAGCAAAGACACAGAAGAGAUGGAAGCAGAGGGUGAUUCGGCCGCCGAGAUGAACGGGGAGGAGGAGGAGAGCGAGGAGGAGCGCAGCGGCAGCCAGACAGAGUCCGACGAGGAGAGCUCAGAGAUGGACGAGGAGGACUACGAGCGGCGUCGCAGCGAGUGCGUCAACGAGAUGCUGGACCUGGAGAAGCAGUUCUCGGAGCUAAAGGAGAAGUUGUUCAGGGAACGGCUGAGUCAGCUGAGGGCGCGGCUGGAGGAAGUGGGGGCUGAGCGGGCUCCUGAGUACACAGAGCCUCUGGGGGGCCUGCAGCGGAGCCUCAAGAUCCGCAUUCAGGUGGCAGGGAUCUACAAGGGCUUCUGUCUGGACGUGAUCCGGAACAAGUACGAGUGUGAGCUGCAGGGAGCCAGACAGCACCUGGAGAGUGAGAAGCUGCUGCUGUACGACACCCUGCAGGGGGAGCUGCAGGAGCGGAUCCAGAGGCUGGAGGAGGACCGCCAGAGCCUGGACAUCAGCUCCGAGUGGUGGGACGACAGACUGCACGCCCGCAGCAGCACCAAGACCUGGGACCCCCUGGCGGCCGGCAAGAGGAAGAAGGCUCCUCUCGUCUCCGGCCCUGGGUCUCUGCCAGGCUGUGCGGACCAUCGAGAAAGAGCAGUGCCCCCUCCCGUCCGGCACAUGCAGAACAGAAUCUGCACGCCCUCCACCCCCACGCCCGGGUACUCCGGCCAUCAGACGCUCGGGACCCGGCCGCCUGGUGAUGGCUGUUGCAUCAGGCAGGGAGGGAAGCAUCCAGGCUGCAAGAACUUGAGGGGUCCUUACAUUGUGUACAUGCUGCAGGAGAUCGACAUCCUGGAGGACUGGACGGCUAUCAAAAAGGCUAGAGCAGCUGUGUCCCCUCAGAAGAGAAAAGCAGAUGGACCGUGACCUUGCCAUUCAGAGCCAGGGGGCCCCUCGGAGCAACUGGCCGCAAAGCCAGGAUCCACAUUUUCCUGCUGUGAGAAGGCAGACUGACAGGGUCUGUCCAGCCAGCUCCCCAGUACUGCUGGUGGAUCUUCCCCUCCAGCCAUCACUGGUCCGGACUCCUCUGCCCUCCUCGGGGGGCCUGCACAGCUGUGGCCCAGAGCUGCCCUAGCCAGGCAAGACUGUCUCCUCUGUCCCCAGCGAAUGCACCGGCGCCCCCUCCCAGAGGGCAGCCUCCUCCUCGGUGCUCUCCCAGACAGAGGAGGUGGGGCUCCUCUUACACCAAAGCAGCAUCCUUCCUGCUGACCUUGGACCAGUCACUGAGCCAGUGAGCUGGGCCCCAUCUCAUGGGAACUCUGAGCCAGACAUCGUAUUUUGGGGGGGCCUGUCUUUUCUGGCUGCUGUUGGAGGUGAGAAGGCAUGUUCCCCAGGUCUUCUCAAGGAGGUUCUUGGUGUCUCCCAGAUUUCAGGGACUGGAAUUAAAACCUUUCCUGGGACCGCA
Neogale vison (American mink) is the source of this 1589-nucleotide messenger RNA. RefSeq names its product BRMS1 transcriptional repressor and anoikis regulator (gene BRMS1). The record is from RefSeq and is a predicted model, not a curated record. Gene Ontology annotation, molecular function: histone deacetylase binding. NCBI's taxonomy places the organism in Eukaryota, Metazoa, Chordata, Mammalia, Carnivora, Mustelidae. Bases 110 to 1051 code for a protein of 313 amino acids. The transcript is spliced from 12 exons. Gene Ontology annotation, biological process: negative regulation of transcription by RNA polymerase II. Gene Ontology annotation, cellular component: Sin3-type complex.